Molecule: messenger RNA, 1315 nt
Organism: Teleopsis dalmanni
Lineage: Eukaryota; Metazoa; Arthropoda; Insecta; Diptera; Diopsidae
Product: lysosome-associated membrane glycoprotein 2
Exons: 5
Coding region: 76-1155 (359 amino acids)
Cellular component (GO): proton-transporting V-type ATPase complex; membrane
Source: RefSeq, a predicted model, not a curated record
UGGGCUCUGUUAAGUACAUCCGGCUGUUUCUUUGCAGUACUAUUCACACAGCAAUGUUGUCAUUUGAGGAAGAGCAUGCGCAUUGAUGCCAAUUUACGAGGACCGUUCUUAUUAUGGAGUCAAGAAGAAAAUUUUAAAUUACAAGAAAACAAUUUAAGGCAUUUCAGUGAAUUUGAUUAUGAUAACAUUUAUAAAAGUUACAAUGAAAUUAUUAUAUAUGUGCGAAAUAAUACAAAUCGCUUGGAUGAUAUUAACUGGCCGAAGUUUAAAAAUUUAAUUAAAAAUUCCCAAUAUACCUAUUGGCCUCAAAAUCAACUUAUUGCUGAGCCUUUUGACUACACCAAUAAUGUCACGGUUAUAACUCUAAGUAAUAAUCCAUUGGAUGAAGAUGCACAAAUAGUUUCGAGUUUUAAAAAAUCAAGCACAAUUAAUGGUAUUGGAAAGGUACUCGGAAUUUUAGUUUAUAAUAAAGAACCAGCACAUUGGAUAUCAAAACGAGAAGUGACAGAAAAAUCCACUACUACUAUUCAACCACAAACAGAUGAGAAUGAUAAGAGUUUUAUUUACUUGGCUGGUGGCAAAAAGGCAAUUUUAUAUGUAACCAAGGCACUUAAACUUGAAAUCUCAAAUGAAUCCUUAAAACUAAUAGAUGAUAAGGAAGGAGUCACAUUCGAUGAUCAAAAAGCAAAAGGAUAUGGACGUUUAAAUAUUUUAUUCAGUGUAGAUAAUGAAAAAUUAAAACUACGAUUUAAUUUUACAUUGGCAAGAGGAACAUGGUCCAUGAAAGCCGUAGAAGUUGAAUAUAAAAAUAAUAAGACAGUAUUAUCAAUUGUUGGUGAUUCGCAUAGUAUACCUUCAGCGCCAUUGGGAUUUUCCUACCGCUGUUCCGAUCAACAAGCUAUAUUUACCAAUGGUUUGGAUACUUUAACUUUAACUGAUUAUCAGGUACAACCUUGGUUGAAUGGUUCAAAUAAGUUUGGAAAUGUAUAUGAUUGUGUAGGUUUCGUGUCUUCACCAAUAUUAGCUGGAAUUUUCGUUUCUUUCUUCCUAUGUGGUAUACUCUCAAUUGGCAUAUUAGCUCUAAUGGAUGUGAAUACACCUAAUCGUUUUGAAAGUUCACGAAGUAAACAGUUAACUUUUACUGUACAGGACUAAAUAUAUAAAAAAUUAUGAUAUUAAAUUGUAAAAUUAUAUGUAUUAAUAUAUGGCAAAUUUAAGAGAAUAUCAAACAAUAGUUAUAUAAUCUGGAAAAAUGUUUAUAUUAACAUCAUAUAGCAUAGUUAAUGUACUUGUACUUUUCACAUUAGCUAUUGAA